AUGGCGGGUGCUUAUGCUCCCUUGACUGACACCGACCGCCUCGACAAGGAUGACGGAGGGACCCUGCGGGAGACCGGCAACGGCAGACCGGAGUCAACGCAUUCCUCUACGCUUGGCAAGUUUGCCGAAACAGCAGCGAACAAGGCAGCCCAAGCCACGACGACAGCCGUCGAUGCAGUGAGCUCGUUCAAUUCAGGUGAUCUUGAUGCCCGCCUGCGUACUUGGCGACACCGGAUCGCCCAAAAGAUCAAGCGAAAGCGGAGGAAAGCCUUGCCUGCGCGGUCUCGACUCGAGCCAGUGCCCAUCAUUGCAUCAGUCUUCGAGCCUGCAGAGCCAGACAUAGCAUGGCAGCAAUCUCACGAGAUCAAGACGCUCUCGAAUGAGCCGGUCAUGACCCAGGCACAGUUCAACGCGUUGGCCGAUGCAGUGCGCGAGGCCAUAGCGAUGGACGUGCAGCCCAGACUGAAUGCCAAAGGCUCGUCUGGCUCCUACUUUGCUCGCAAUCUCGACAGGAAGACACUGGGCAUCUUCAAGCCCAAGGACGAAGAGCCAUACGGCGCGGCCAAUCCAAAAUGGACCAAAUGGGUCCACAGAAAGCUCGGCGGCAUCAUCGGGUUCGGCAGAGCCUGCCUGAUACCAGGAUUGUCUUACGUCACAGAGGAAGCUGCAUCCGUCCUCGAUCGACAGCUAGGCACGCAUAUCGUGCCAAGGACAGAGGUCAUCAAGCUUAGCAGUCCUAGCUUCUUCUACGACUGGAUCGAUCGCAACAGCGCCAAAGGGAAGCAUCCCAAGCCGCUCCCGCUCAAGCCAGGCAGUUUCCAAGUCUUCGUUACGGGCUACACCGAUGCGACCGUGUUUCUCAAGGAGCAUCCUUGGCCCGGAGGUGCAGCUUGGGAAGACACGGACGAGAAGAGCAGGCGUCAUCCUCGCCAUCGACUGUUCAGAUCCUGCAGGAUGCUAUGCGGCCGCGCAGGAGCUGUCGCAGACGAUGAUGACGAAGAAGAGCUGAACAAGCAGGAAGGUCAUCGCAGCAGGAGUCCGCUCCCGCCUUCUCCAAGCCCAGACGGCGCCAGACCGUUCGCAUGGACGCCCGCCCUCAUGCAGCAAUUCCGUGAAGAGCUGGAGAAGCUCGUCAUACUCGAUUACCUCAUGCGCAAUACGGACAGGGGAACGGACAACUUUAUGCUCCGCUAUGAUCCUCCUGCGCCCUCACCGCCUGAGGACAGGACGCUCAAGCCGAUACAGGAGCAAAUGUCGGCUCAUCCCGGCAUGUCUGCCAUUCGGCCACCUUCUCAGACUUCAGAUGGCACGAUCCAUCUCGCCGCAAUCGAUAACAGUCUGGCCUUUCCGCACGAGCAUCCAAAGGGCUGGCGUAAUUAUACCUACGGCUGGCUUUGGCUGCCAGCGUCACUCAUCGGCAUGCCGUUCUCUGAGAAAACACGCAAGCAAUUCUUACCCUUGCUUUCUUCGCCUGCAUGGUGGGCACAGAUGACCCUCGAGCUUCGCAAAGUCUUCAGUAUCGACGAAGAUUUCAACGAAAAGAUGUUCAAGAAGCAGAUGGCUGUCAUCAAAGGCCAAGCAUGGAACGUCGUACAAUCGCUCUCGCAUGAUGACGAAGGCCCACUGGAGCUCUGUCGUCGGUCAAAGAUACUCGUAUGGGAUGACGAGAUAGAAGUCUCAGCCGAUCAGUUGACGCAGGAACUGAUUGCAGCCGCCUCGACGCCGAAUAGGCAGCCUGCAGGUAUGUCGGGCUCAAUCGAUGACUUGACAGCGCGCCAAGCUGCUCGACCAAUCUCGCCUGUCACGGCCCCCAUGAGCCGACACUCAAUAGCGACUGCGACGCCUCGGCCGGGCGCGGGCUUGCGGACGCAGUCACACUUCACUCGGUCACCACCGCCCAAGAGGCCACGCACGAUGGAAAGAAUGCUCAGUGGCCCAAACCUAUCCAGUCGUCCGAUACCUGCCGCUCGAAGACUUGAUCUAGCAGGCGAUGCAUUUGGCGGCGCAACAGGCAUUGCUGCACUCGAGCACAUGGAAAGACUACAACGUGAAGAGCAAGAUCUACAAAACGCGUUUGGAUUCCAGGACGAGCAGAUCUCUGCUGUUGCAGAAGCAUAUGGCGUCGCAGAAGAGCGCGCGUCUGUCGACAGCGAACGGCAAGCCAUCUUGAGCGCUACCAGUCCUAUCUCGAAGCGCAUCUCUCGCGCCACCCUCGUGUCGCCCGCCCAAAGAUCUUUCUUCGGCAACAGGGCUCGAAGUGGCAGUACCAACGACGCUCGUGUGUCGGGUGUACAGUCGAGAUACGCAGGCAGCAGUGGCGGCUCGAUCGACGGUGGUAGCGAAUGGGCAGCAGACGGCGCGAGCGAAGCGGGCGAGAUUGAGACGGGCAGACGUACUGUUAUUGUCGAACGACUCGAGCCGAUUGUUGCUGGUCAGUCGCUGCGCCUCGCCUGUAUGCGAAGCCUGUGCUGA
Molecule: messenger RNA, 2472 nt
Organism: Mixia osmundae IAM 14324
Lineage: Eukaryota; Fungi; Basidiomycota; Mixiomycetes; Mixiales; Mixiaceae
Exons: 4
Coding region: 1-2472 (823 amino acids)
Biological process (GO): phosphatidylinositol phosphate biosynthetic process; endosome organization; Golgi organization
Cellular component (GO): plasma membrane; trans-Golgi network; endosome
Molecular function (GO): 1-phosphatidylinositol 4-kinase activity
Source: RefSeq, a predicted model, not a curated record